AAAGUCCAAAAGGCUUAUGCAUUUGAGAUUCAAGAUGUUCCUGUGACAUCAGAGUACCUGGAGGUCAAAUAUUCGGUGAGAGAUGAUAAAUUUUAGGUUAUAACAGAACAAACAUACCGGUAAACCAGUUUUUAGACUUGUGAAAAUAAUUUUUUUUAAGACACACAAGCUUUCCAUUCCAUCUUGGAAUCUUUAUCAAGUGAUGGAGUUUUAAUCUUUCUUUUUUUUUUCAAGUGAUUUAUACUGUGAAUCAGGUGAUGAGCAGUUCUGUAGAUCAUGGGAGCUCAUAACUGGCAUAAUAAUAAUAUUAUUGUUAGAACCCAACAACUGAUUUCAGUGUUGUCCAUGACACUUAAUUUCAACAUGUUAUCUUCCCUUGCAAAUAUUGAGGAGGAGGGAGGCGGCGAUAUCCAGGGCGUGACCUGAAUACUUAAGGGGGUUCCCCCACUGUCUUUGUUGUUGCUUUAGUGUUGGAAAUGUGUUCUCUGAAUCGAACUCCAAAAGGUCAUGUGAUAAUUUGGUUGCUGGAAGUGUUUUUAACAAAGGUCACUUGUUGAAAGAUAUUGGCUCUUUGAAUUUGAUAAAGACAGUAAGGAUAGACUUGAGAAGGGAAGGUGCCAGGAUGGGCUCUAAGUUGUAAAGGAUUAAAAAAGGUUUAAGGUUUUUUUUAUAGUGGAAAGUGCACUUAUCUUAUCCAGCUAGUUUACAGACACUCCACUCAAAUAAUUCUGAAACAAAUAAUGCAAAUAGAAUAUAACAGGAAUAAAAAAAAAAACUUGGAGGAGACAACCUGUUGGCUAUUUACAAGCGUGGCUUAGGAUUUGAACUCGGGACGACCAAGAACAAAUCCAGCAAGUGGCCAAAGUGGGACGCGAACCUCGGGACUGCCGGAUUGGGAGUGUGAUGUGAGGACCACUUGGCCACGCUGCUUCCCCAGUAAGGGUACUAGAAGAGGGGGGGGAGGGGGGGGGGUGAAAGCAAAAGGGAAGGAGGGUCAAUUACAGCAUUGAUGAAAAAAGAGUUAAUUUGUGACAACAUUAUUCAUGACAGGCGGAUUAUCCUCAGUUACCAUCUGAUCUGACUAGUCAAACAUUCAGUCAUGUGUUUGGUACCAAUACAUCAAGGUAAUGAUUCCAAAUUAACCCUUUAAGCCCCAGUAUCCACAUACAAAUUCUCCAAACUGAUCUCCAUACAGUUCCUUAAAGAAUGAGUUGAGAGAAUUUGAUGAAAGAUCAAGACAUUUUUUCUUGGGUGAUCACUUUAUUAAUUCUCAUAACUUAUCUGUUGACAGUGUGUGGAUAUUGUUAGGAGAAAAUUGAUCUUGCUCACUAUUGGCACUUAAAGGGUUAAUGUUUGUUGACUUUGAGAAGUGAACUUGCCAAAGUUAUAAGUAGAUAGUGAAUGUUGGAAAGCAACAAAGAAAUAAUGAUGAAAUAUAACUGCUUGGAUUUUAAAGCUGUAGGAUUUAAACAUUAAAGAAGACAUUAUCAUGAAAUCAACUGUUUCCUAGAGUUGCAAUCUUCUCUUGCCUUUCUGAAAAUGGUAAACAUUAUUUCAUCAGAAUGGAGUUUGGUUUUGUGAUCUGGAGUUAUUUCUCUUUAAAGGAAUCUUUUCGUCUUCUAAUUUCAGCCUUGAACUCCUUCUCCUGAGUCGGAAGAUGAAAGGUCCUUGUUGGCUCAACAUUAAGAUGCCUCGUAAGUCAAAUGGUUAAUAAAACCUCAGUAUGCACCAUUGUAUUAUUGAUGUACAAACUAGCCACUAGCGUAAUAGGAAAUACUGUUGACACUUGUGAUAUCAAGUAACGGUACUUGGUUUAAAGAUAGGCAGGGGCUACAGCUGUAGAUGUCAAAAGUUGCCAGAUAUUGAACAGCUCAGAAGUUCUCUUGGUUUUCUUUUCCUUUUGUUUUCUAUGAAAGAAGCCAGGUGUCAUGCUCAUGGUUGUCAGGGGAAAUCCCUGGUUCCUAGCUCUUGAUGACAGCCUUAAUAUGGUUGUGAGCAGUUUCUUUGCAUUUGGUGGAAUUACCAUAUGAUGUAAUAUAAAAUCACUAAUAAAAUACCCACACCUCAACACAAUAGUUGUCAAUACUCAACAAUGAAAAACAUAACAUUUUAUUAUUGUCCCUGAGUUUUCCUUAUACUGAGUUGUAUGUUGUUGUUGACUGUAUGUGCAAGACUGGAAAAAACUCAAACAGAUAAUUUUUUGCCUUCAUCAGAGCUCCCUCAGCAACCUGUUAGUUGGUGUAAAGUUGAGGUAGGAAUUUUUUUGUUCAGUAUCUGGACAAUACUUUUUUUCAUUAUUUUGUUUUCAUUAAGUGUAACAUCAUUAUUACUAUUUUGCAGGCUGUAGUCACAAAACCUGAUCAUGUUGAAGUAGCAAGUGAACAAAGUCCUCCUCCGCCUAUGGUAAGAUUGUAACAGCAAAAUUAGUGAGCAAGUAAAGAAGAGGGAUGCAUACUAACACUUAGUGCUGCUGGUUUUCAUUGUCAUUUUCAAUAUCAUUAUCAUUAUCAUUAUCAAUAUCAUCAUUAUCGAUACCAUUAUCAAUAUCGAUAUCAUUGUCAUUAUCGUUAAUAAUAUCAAUAUAAUUAUCAUUAUCAUUAUCAAUAUCAUCAUAAUCAUUGUCAAUAUCAUUCUCAUUAUUAUGUUUUUUGUAGGUUGUCAUGAGCCUUAGUUUUAGGACCAUGUUAAACACCAAGACUCACACCCAUGAGGUAAGCAAUGAGUAAAAUCAAGCACUAAAAAUGUCACGUUUUACUAAAUCUGAAAUGCAAUAAUGGGAUGUCUGUUAAGAAUACCUUCAGCAAUGCCAGAGAUGGGCUGCCUGUGAGAUCGACUGCCUAAAAAGUUGGAUUACCUCAAUAGCUGGGUUUCCUUUUAAGAUGAAUUGACUUUGGACCUGAGUUUGUGAUUUGAAAUUAACAAUCAACAAGUUCUUGUGUAGUGAAAAGUUUUUCUAAAGAAGAGGUGCUGCUUAAGAACCUGGUUCUUGCUGAAGAUGGGCUACAAUACCCACAACUUUAGUAUUCCUGCCACCCGCCCUUUUUUCUCAGUGGGAAAAGUAUUUUAGGCCUUGAUGUCCUAGUCAUGCUUANUUCGCGUGCAACCCUAAAAGAUACCUUUACGGCUAAAUAUAAUGGCGUUUUGCCCAGAACACCCAAAGUGAGACCGAAAUCCGAAAUUUACACCCCAAAGCGGGAUGACGAGAACUCCCGCUGCUUUCAUAUGGGAGUCCUUCCCUCCGGGGAAACCCCUCCCCGUUCUGGUGAGAAGAAUUUCCAGGUCAUUUGACUCUUUAUUCUCUGUUGUGGUUUAGAUCUUGGCUGUGUCAGCUCUGGUUCACCAUGACGUGUCCUUAGAUAAGGCUGCUCCAAAACAGAAAUUCCAAUAUCACUUUUGUGGUAAGCUAAAUGAAAUACCUCAUGGUUAGCUCAGGUGCCAUUACAAUCGCCCUCAUACCAAGUGAAAGUAGGGAAACUAAGUUGGAAAUGACGAGAAUGGACGGCAUCCGAGUUCAGAGAGCUAGGGAGCUUAAGCAACGACGACGGUGACGGCAACGAGAACGGCAAAAAAGCAAUAGGUUUAGAUUAACAAAACAACAACUUUGCGCGUGCAUCACGCUUUUUUGUACAUUUUUUUGUCGUCGUUGUACGACUACGACGUGAAAGUGCCUAAUUUCACGUUUUGUCGAGGACGGGAACACAGGACAACAACCUUCUUUUUCUUUUCUUGAACUUUGGUACAGGCCUUCAGAGCUCAACUCCCAAAAAAUUGCCAACAUUUGACAAACUGAACGAGAUGGAAUAAGCGCGAUUAAGUUUGAGGCAGCACGAAUUCACUUUUUAAGUGACGUUUUCGUAGCAUUACCGUCGUUGUUGCUUGAGCUCCCUAGUGAUGGUAAAAUUAAUCGUUUUGCCGUUUCCGCUGUCAAGUCAACUUAAAAUUGUACGUAGUUGUGCAGUGACGGCAAAGAAAUUUACAAAAACGCGUGUUUCACGUGCAAAGUUGUUGCUUUGCUCUCUAAAUCUAUUGUGUUUCGUGUUUUUGUUGCCGUCGCCGCCGUAGUUUCGUUAGGUCCAGCGUCACGAAUGACUCUUACUGCUGUGAAAAUAAAAGUCUACUUUUUAAAUUACGAGUUCUGCGAGAGUUUGUACCGGUCAUCUUUGUUUUUCAGCUGUUAGCAAGCCAAAUGAUCAGAUGUACCCGUAUGACUUUAAAGAUCUUGUCAGAAAAAAGGUAAAGUCGACUUCUGAAUAGGCAAAAGGUAGAGAAUAUUUGGUGUUUUCCACCGAUACAACCAUAAACACUACAGUUUCUACCAAACCCGUCAUUCAACAGACAUUUAUGUCAAAGCGCAAAAUCAGCAUUGAAAAAAUCACCAAAAAUAACUUUUAGGAAAAAAAAAAAUGGGAAGAGGCAUGCCCUCAAUCCCCCCGUGGGUCCCUCAAGGGAACGGUUUAGGUAGGGAUUUAUGCCAAGCCCUUCAAUCCCUGACCCACCGUUCAUUUUACUGCAGUGUUCAGGAAAAGAUACAUUUUUUUUUUAGUGAUCGUAAUGCAUUUUGUUUGGUAUACAGAAUUCAAGCUCUUUUAGAAAGUGACAUCAUUGAAUUAAAGAUUACGAUUUUUUAAAAAACAUGAUUAUUACCACUCAAGACGAAGUAGAUCACUCACCACAAAUAUCCACACCCUGUUCAAGGCUUCCAGUCCAGAAAGACACCCCAGUGUUCAAGACGCAAAAUAUUGAAAUACUGUACCGUAUUUGUAGCAAACCAUUAACGUUGCAUUCAUGGCUGUGAUAUGCAUUGAUGCAAUUUCUUCAGUUCCUUUGGGCAAUAAAAAAAAAGAAAGAAAAAGUUGUUGGAUCAUAACUACUUUUGGAUAGAUUACUAAUUUUAAGGGGUACGUUGACCCCACGGAUUAUCUUUUGCAACGGUUCACGAAAUUGUGUGUGUCUGCGUAAACACUUUUCGUUUUUUUUUUCUGUAGCAAAUUAAAAUGGAGAUCACUGCAUCAGAGAGAGCACUUCUCGGCUUAUUUAUGGCAAAGAUUCACAAAAUUGACCCUGACGUGCUGGUGGUAUGUUUAUUU
Molecule: messenger RNA, 5087 nt
Organism: Porites evermanni
Lineage: Eukaryota; Metazoa; Cnidaria; Anthozoa; Scleractinia; Poritidae
Source: the annotation of a GenBank genome assembly